Molecule: messenger RNA, 3351 nt
Organism: Phalacrocorax carbo (great cormorant)
Lineage: Eukaryota; Metazoa; Chordata; Aves; Suliformes; Phalacrocoracidae
Source: RefSeq, a predicted model, not a curated record
CCGGGUCGCCGCCCCGGAAGUACAUGUUCGUUCAAAAGUGGCGGGGUUGAGCGGCUGGAAGGGCGGUGAGAGCGGUUGGGGGCCGGCGGCGUGAGGGUUCUCUCAGCUCUGGAUGGAAACUGCAAUGUCUUCUGAGCUGCUGGCUGCAGAAAGGACCUUCAAACUGGGAACUACCUUUGUGUCCUAUUAGCUGCCAAGUAGUUCCUUUCCUCUGGAGUUCAGUAACCAUGGGGCCAUCGAAAACAGAGGAGGAAGAGGAGAGUGUGAUCCUGAUCAGCGAUGAUGAAGCUGAGAGCACGCUUGGGAAUUCAGUUCUGUUAGUAGACCCCCUGAAGAAGUCUGCCCUGGAAGAGGAGAAAUGUGAAGAAGUUGUGGAUGAGGAAUGUGAACUAAUGGUUACUUUCUGUAGACAAGCAAAACUGAUGCCUCAUGCCAGAUAUGACUGUACAAUACACCCAUUUGAGCGAAUGGAAUGCGAAUCAUGCUCACCCCUUGGGAAAAACGCUGAAAUUUGCAAUCAGUGCUACUGCUACAUCUGUGAUAAACUAGCUUCCGAGUGCCAGAAUUGGACAGCCCUUUCUCUCUGUCACUGCAACGCACACAACAAAAGCAAAUUCUGGAAGGACCAGCGUGACUUUGCCUUGGCCGGUGUUCUUGUAAUGUUCAACUUGGAGCUCACAGAUAUAGAUGCAGACCUUCGGCACGGUGGAAGUCUUCUAAUAAAAUUUAUGCAGGAACUUUCUGUGGAGUAUAAUAAGUAUCUGGUUGGAGAAAGAAUGCCUCCCGGGCAAUGUGAAUGCUUUUGCCUCCCAAAAUUGCCUCCUGGGCAAUGCGAUAUCUGCAGGUCACGCAACAUGGAGGUUGUGUACAAGUAUUCUGGAAUUUUUGCUGUGGUAACAAGGUUUUUGAGUCAGGCAGAAAGAGAGAGUCCUAAAGCUGCUGCUGUCAUGCUUCUGGGAGCAGCUAAAGAGAUAGCGCUUCAUAAAGACCCUGCUUUAAGCUGGCAGAACCUUGGUCAUCCUGCUUCAUUAAAGAUUGCUGUCCCUUGUCUGUUGCAAAGGAUCACCACACAACUUCAGAGGAUGCUGGUGUUGUGUGACUUUCCAAAAAAUUUGUAUGAGAAGUUUGUUAAUUUUUUUCAGUCCAUCUCGCUUCCAUGCCACUGUUUUGGCUUCUCAAAUAGCUUGAAUGUUUUGCCAUGGGACCAUGUAUUACUGACCACUGUUUUAAAAGGCCAGAACAUCACUGGUCAAAGAACACAGAAAGGAAGAAAAGUAUUUCUGUGGGAAACACUCCCUGUGAUAGAGGCUAGAGUGGAGAAAUUGGUAGACAAAAACAACUAUAAAGAAGUUGUUCGCUACCUGAGGGCUGUGAAAUGCGAUGAUACCAAAGGGUUAAGAGACCUUCGAGAUAAAAUCCCAUUCUAUUUGUGUAAAACGGGAGACUUCCUCGACGCCGCGCAUUCGCUGCUGUUUCCCGUCAAUAGCCUCGCCUGCUGUACUGCCUGCCGGAUAACGCCCUUUCAGUUUGAGAUCUACCUGAAGAUGUUCAGAACAGGCAGCAUCCCCACUGGGAAGGAUAUGGUAGACUCUGGGCCCUGGAUUACAGUUGGGUCUCCCUUGAAAGACGGUGUUCUAAUUAAGCAGGCGCUCAAACUCCUUUACAGCAAUGUGUCACUCUACAGGAAUCCUAAAUGCUGGAGUUCCCUCAUCAUGAUUUUGGGUAGUAGCAGUUUGCUGGAAAAAAGUGGGCACCUACAUCCCCUAUCCCUGAAAGAGCCACCGCUUGACUUCCAAAAGGGAGUGCUCGCUGCCAGUGGGGGCCUUCUGGAGGAACUGAAGGCAAGAAUUAAUGUUUCUUUGCCACCUGCUGUCUUCGCUCCUCAUAUGCACCAUGAGGCUUGUCUUAUUCUCGCAGUGCAAGCAAUACAACAGAUGCUUUUUUGUGAUCUUCCAUACUUGACUUCCUUCUUGGAGAUAGCCCUGGCUUUUGGGAAUAACUUUUGGGCUCUGAGGCUGUUAUUGGACCAUCUUUCCUAUGAAGAACAUGUUCUCCAUGGCACCGUCAACCUGAUUUUGAGAGACCUACAUUGUCAGAAAGCAACAAUGCUAAAACUGUGGCAAAACCUUGGUCCCCAGUACGUGGGUGAAUUCCUCUGCCUGUUCCUGACGUGCAGGCAUAAGAAGAUGCAAUCCAUUGGCCUGUUCGCUCUGAAUAUUAUCAUGGAGAACCUGCACAUGUGUCCGUGGGCAAAGCAUCUUUGCAACUUCUUUCACAAUGCAGGAUUAAGGCACCUGCCCCUUGGCACCGCAGCUCAUCGUGAAGUCUCAAAGUUUAUAAACAUUUUUGAAAAACUGUAAUUUGGCAAAAUCUUCAGGAAUAUUUUCCAAUUUGUCUUAACCUGAGAAAUCUCUUCCUGGAGUUCCUUGCUUUGGUUGUCAUCUCCAAAAAUGUUCAGCUAAAAUCUGACUUUGGACAAACCCUAAACUGAAAUCGUAGGUGAAGGUGGCUGUAUUUCAGCAGAUGUUUUGGACAUUUCCUUUCCUGCAGGUCUGUGUGUUAAGCAGUUUAAAGAGCCGGGGGUUUAAGUUCUUAAAAAGCUGGUCCAGAGAUGCUGACUGGGGCAAGAGAAUGGGGGGAGAGAAACAUGGAUGAAGUAGAAAGCGCAAGUCUCUACUUCUGUUGUGUUGCACAAAUGUGCUGUGGGCAAGAUGUCUGCAGCAGAACAACUGCUGGGAGAGGAAAAGGUUAGAAAAGGAAAACUGCCUCUCCACAGGUGUACAACGGUAUGCGUUGACAUGCUGUUUGCACACCCUCCCUUGGUUAGCGUGUAACUGUAAAAAAUAAACCACUCUUGAGGCUGAAGGACAAACCGAAGCUUUCUUAGUUGCUGCAAGAAACCAGAUUCAGGAAGGCCUAAUGCAGUAAGUAGCUUGUUUUGUUUGUAAAUAAUUUUUUUUUUAAAUCUAGCUUUCAGGGUUUUCCAGUUGUGGAGCUUUAGUUUUAUUUCCUACAAUAAAAACUUAGUGACUUAGGUGACUUAAGCUGGUGCUGACAGCUCUCUGGGUUCCUCAAAUCCUUAUUUUAGUGAUAAGUUAAUCUUUGAACUGUGGAGGUAGAAAUAGAGAUACUUCUAGCCUGGUUUAUACGUUUGCCCUGCUCACACCCGUCUGCUUUGGUUUGGCACUCAGAGGGGGGGAAAAAAUCUUUGAACAGUAUUUUGCACAUUUAAGGCUUUCAGUGGCUCUUGCAGCUUUUGUUUUCCUAAAUAAGCUACGCUACUCGAGUCUUCCGCAGAAGUGUAUGUGUAUCUAAAUCAACACCGUGUUAAGUAAAACUCUGUAGAAAUUC